AUGGCUGUUUGGGACAAGAAAGUCCUUUUUGCCACAGCGCUUAUCUUCUGUGCUCUAUUGGUCUUAUUGCACAAACAUUUUAAGUGUAACUUAGCCUCCGUCGUUGAUAAAUUGUGCUCAGCUUAUGAGGUAGGUCAUGUGUCAGGUCCAUUGUGCCCCGAUCUCUGUGGCUCACAAAGCACUUUCCAUCUUGGAAAUUGCCUCAGUACGGUGCCUGAUAAGAAGAUUUAUAAUGGAGAAUGGCAAGGAAAGAAAAUUAUCUUCAAAAUUAACAUGAGCUGGUUUGAAGAGUUUGAAAGGAGUCAGAGAAUAGCCGACAUUUCAGUUGUAUCAUCAUAUCAAGAAGAUGUCUCCUCCAGAUUUGACUUCGCUUACUCUCUGUUGGACGCAACUUUAGAUGUAUCUACUUCUCCAUAUGGCUUGACACAGCUCUGUGAUGUUCAUCUGGGAAAUUAUGGAAUCACAACUACGUCGACAGUGAAACUGCUUGAUCUUGAUCUGAUGUAUCCUCACGUUUUUCUGCGUACUCUUUUGGAACAGAAAAAGUGCGUUUCUGACUGGGACUGUUUUGUGGGUCAUUCUGACUGUUGGUCAACUUGCGACAAGACCAAAGGCAUUUGUAAAUCGCUUUUAGGUAUCCAGGACCUACAUAUGGUAUGUGAAGGGGUUUUUCCUCAACUAUUUAAAAAUCCAAAUUACCUGAAUCCAACAGGUCACAACAUGACCUGCUUGGAAAGAGCUAUGAGAAAGCUCUUUGUCUUUUGUAGUAAGAUACCAGUGGUGUACUCAAGGGAAGAAUUGCGGAGAAACAUUCUGGCAGUUAAAAAGAGGCUGAAAGCAGUUGACAUUAUGGUCGCAAACGAAUGUUAG
Messenger RNA from Stylophora pistillata, 870 nucleotides. RefSeq names its product divergent protein kinase domain 1A-like. Lineage: Eukaryota; Metazoa; Cnidaria; Anthozoa; Scleractinia; Pocilloporidae. The record is from RefSeq and is a predicted model, not a curated record.